Molecule: messenger RNA, 834 nt
Organism: Batrachochytrium dendrobatidis JAM81
Lineage: Eukaryota; Fungi; Chytridiomycota; Chytridiomycetes; Rhizophydiales
Exons: 1
Coding region: 1-834 (277 amino acids)
Source: RefSeq, a predicted model, not a curated record
AUGAUAGAUACAGUCACCUCUACUCUCACACCUAAUACGACCACCAAGAAAGAAAAACCUCCAAAACCUGGAUCCAAAAAAGCACAACUGUUAAAGGCACAAUCAAAAACUACAUCGUCCAAGGGAACCGACCAUGCUGAUCCGUACGUGAUGCCAAACUAUGCUGUUCAUGGCCAAGUACUGGUUCUCGUCUUUGCAAAAGCCUCGUCGUUAAAGGCAGCACUUCUUCAACCACAUAUUUGCUAUGAAGGGCAACAACUAAACGGCCCACUCAAAGGAGUCAACUUUCCAGUAGCAUCGUUUUUAGAAUGGAGUGCACAGACUCCCAACAAAACACUUGCAGAAACAUCAAUCGUUGACUUGGUAAUUGGACUCGAGGCAAAUAAAGUCAUAGAGGAUGUUGUAAAACCAGGUUCACAAAAUCCAUGUUCGGUGUCUUCAUUAGCAAAAAUAGAACCUUCAACUCAUGCAGAUGUAUUGCCGACUGGAGCAUCACUCCAAGCAACGGACUCGGCCAAUGUGCUUUAUAUUAUUUCUGGGUUAAAAGGCGACAGGUCCACAUUCCUGCAUGAAUGGGCUCAUGCACGGUUUUUUCUAGAUGCUUCGUUUAAAGCAGAGUCAACUCGGAUCUGGGAUGCUCUUGAUCCUCAACUGAAACGGCAUAUCCAAAAAGAAUUGCUCAUGAGAAAUUACAGACCGGAUGUGUUUGUGGAUGAAUUCCAGGCAUAUGUGUUGGAAAGUGCUGAAGAUUUUGGAAAGCGAUGGGCGGAACACUUGAAAGUUCCUCAUGCCAAACUGCGAUCGCUUGUCAACUUGCCUUCUAAUAUAUGUUGA